UUUCAUUUGCAUUUCUUACGGGUACGCCGAGAAUAUUUCUUGGUGUAUUGACCGAUGCUUGAGUGAACGCACAACAAGUGCUAUGACUUUUUUUUUGCGCGUGCUUCGAAAGCAAGGAAGCGGUGUGUACCUCGCCUCGGAUCGGAUUUUCCUCUUUCUGCCGGACUGGAGUACUGAAAUCAACGGUGGGCUUAAAAUUUUCCGGAUUUUCCCUUGUCUUGCGGAGACAGACAGACAGACAUUCCACGCAUCCUGACUCCUGAGCAGCAAACGGCGGCGGCGGAUGGAGCAGGGCGACGACUGGUUCGCCCCGGACAAGCUGCAGCACGUCCUCGCCUGCCUCCUCAUCGCGCUGGCCGCCGCGGGGCUCGCCGGCAGGAGCUCCCGGCCUUUCCUCCGUCGCCACGCGCUGGCCCUCGGCUGCGCCGCCUCCCUCGCCGUCGGCGCCGCCAAGGAGGCUGUCGACGAGGCUGGUCUCUUCGGGUCCUCCGGCGCCUCGCUCAGGGACGCCGCCGCCGACCUCCUGGGCGUUUCCCUCGCCGCAUCCCUCGUAGCCCUCGCCGGCCGCCUCCGCCGACGGCGCCGCGAGAAGAAGGCGCGAGACGCCGACGCCACGGACGGCGACAUGGUCUGAGAAGAUUACCUAGCUUCGUUGGAAAAUUG
This is a messenger RNA of Brachypodium distachyon (stiff brome), 663 nucleotides long. RefSeq lists its product as uncharacterized. The transcript has a single exon. The record is from RefSeq and is a predicted model, not a curated record. NCBI's taxonomy places the organism in Eukaryota, Viridiplantae, Streptophyta, Magnoliopsida, Poales, Poaceae. Bases 284 to 634 code for a protein of 116 amino acids.